Rhea pennata is the source of this 2244-nucleotide messenger RNA. Its product is annotated as disintegrin and metalloproteinase domain-containing protein 32-like. The record is from RefSeq and is a predicted model, not a curated record. Gene Ontology annotation, molecular function: metalloendopeptidase activity. The coding region runs from base 1 to 2244 and encodes 747 amino acids. The transcript is spliced from 20 exons. Lineage: Eukaryota; Metazoa; Chordata; Aves; Rheiformes; Rheidae. Gene Ontology annotation, biological process: cell adhesion; binding of sperm to zona pellucida; proteolysis. Gene Ontology annotation, cellular component: plasma membrane.
AUGGGGCCGCGCCGGGCGCUGCUGGCGGCGCUGCUGGCGGCGCUGCGUUCCCAGGUGCUUUCGCAGAUCACAGUUCCGCAGAGGUUGCCCUCAAACACCACCGGAGAUGCGGACACAGUGUCCUACGUCAUCACGAUAGAGGGGAGGCCGUAUACCGUCCACCUGAAGCGGCAUCUCUUUUUGUCUGAUGACUUGAGGAUUUACACAUACAAUGAGAAGGGAUAUUUGGACUCUGAUUCCUCCCAUGUGAAGGAUGAUUGCUACUACCGUGGGUACAUUGAAGGCUUCCCAAACUCAGCAGUGACUCUCAGUACCUGCUCCGGGCUCAGAGGCCUGCUGCAGUUUGAGAACGUGAGCUAUGGGAUUGAGCCUCUAAUUUAUUCACCUGCGUUUGAGCACUUUGUUUAUCAGAUGAGUAAUGAGAACACAGCGGGUUUCCUCUUUGCAAAUGUCCACACUGACGGAGGGAAAGACAAGUUGACAGCAGAGGACAUGAUUUUAAAGAUCAGAGAUCAUGAACAAGUAUCACCUGCAGCAAAGUCUCCCAGAUAUGUAGAAGUGUAUGUCAUUUUGGACAAGGCUUUGUACGACUAUAUGGGCUCAGACAGGAAUGUUGUAACACAGAGGAUAAUCCAGGUUUUUGGUUUUGUCAACAGCAUGUUUAAUCCUCUUAAUGUAACGAUUGUGCUGUCCUCCCUGGAGUUCUGGAUAGAUGAAAAUAAAAUUCCAACAACAGGGGAAGCAGAUGAUAUUCUACAGCAAUUUUUACAGUGGAAGCAGUCGUACCUUGUUCUGCGGCCAUAUGACAUAGCUUAUUUAUUUGUUUAUAGGGCUCGACCAACAUACGUAGGCGCCACGAUCCCAGGGCAGGCAUGUCAGCGAGAGACUGCUGGCGGAGUGGCCGUGUACCAGAAGGCUGUGACCCUGGAGUCAUUUUCCAUCAUCCUGGCGCAGCUGCUGGGGCUGAGCCUGGGAAUGACCUAUGACAGGUCCAGAGACUGCUGGUGUCCCGGCUCCGUUUGUAUAAUGAACGCUAAUGCACUCCAUUUCAGUGGGGUAAAAGCCUUUAGUAACUGCAGCAUUGGAGACUUUGAAAACUUUCUGAAGCAAAACAGAGGAGACUGCCUUUUCAAUAGACCCCAUUUGAGUAGACCGUCGUACAGGAGAGCUGCAGUCUGUGGCAAUGGUGUUGUGGAACAUGGAGAGCAGUGUGACUGUGGGUCAGUAGAGGAUUGUCUGACAGAUAAAUGCUGUACUACAGAUUGUCAGUUUAAGCCUGGAGUGAAAUGUUCCUCUGGAUUAUGUUGUGAUAGCUGUCAGUUUAAACAGAAGAACACCAAGUGCCGGCCCCCUGCUGAUGUGCAGUGUGAUCUCGCAGAGUACUGCAACGGGACCUCUGCGUCCUGUCCUCCAGACUAUUAUAUUCAGGACGGGUAUAGAUGUGAGCACGGCACUGGUUACUGCUACAAAGGACGCUGCCGGUCUCCUGACCUGCAGUGCCAGAGAAUCUAUGGGAAAGGUUCAAAAAAUGCUCCUGUGGUAUGCUAUGAGGAGGUCAAUAGUCAACGGGAUAGAUUUGGACACUGUGGUUUGAAUCCCCGGCAAACCUAUAGAGUCUGUACUUGGAGGAAUCUCAGAUGUGGAAAGUUAGUCUGCACGUAUCCGUAUCGUGUUCCACUUGCAACUACUAUUGCUGCUGUUAUUUAUGCUCAAGUACGAGAACAUUUAUGUGUAUCUUUGGAUUAUGUGAAUGUAUCUGCAAGGCUGAGUCCUCUUCUAGCUGAACCAGGUACAAAGUGUGGUUCUGGAAAGGUUUGUAUAAACAACACUUGCCAUCCACAUUCGGUCCUGGGAUAUGAUUGCAACAGUGAAGUAAAAUGUCAUGGACACGGAGUGUGUAAUAAUAAAAAAAAUUGCCACUGUGAUCCUGGCUGGAAACCUCCAGACUGCAGUGUUGAGGGAUCUUCUUUAGGAGGCAGUGUUGACAGCGGGCUCCAGAUGACGGAUGUUGGCUUCUCCUUGCGACGAGCCCUGGAGGACACCGCGCAGACCUGGCUGCUGCUGGGCUUCUCCCUCCUCCUGCCCACCCUUGCCGGGGGCACCAUCCUCGUCCUCAAGUGGAAGGAGCUCGGCCGACUCUGCAGGCUGGAGCGGCUGCCUGCGGAUGGGGCUGAGAUGAUCCCCAAGGCUGUGGUGAUCCGCGGGGCUGAAGGAUCACUGUGGUGGUCCCUGGGGCUGAGGUGA